AUGAGCGGCGAGACGCGGCGGCGCCGGGAGCGGCGGGCGUGGGCGCUGCCCAUCGUCGCGUCCGUCGUCGUCGCGGCGUCCGUCGUCGCCUGGCGCGGCGGCGCGAUCGCGAAGCGCCGCACGGCGGCGCUCUCGACCCUGAGCCGGUCCGACGACGACGACGCGGCGGCGUCGAAGCACGGCAGCAAGCGCGACGGCGACGACGCGGGCGACGACGCGGCGGCGUCGAAGCACGGCGGCAGGCGCGACGGCGACGACGCGGGCGACGACGCCGCGACGAACACCGCGGACGACGACGCCGGCGCCGACGACGCCGCGGGCGUCGGCGGCGGCCCGGAUCCCGAGGACCCGCCGCACCUCGUGCUCAUCCUCGCGGACGACAUGGGCUACAACGACAUCGGCUACAACCGGGCGCCGCACCAGACGAACCAGGUGUCGACGCCCUUCCUGGACGAGCUCGCGUCCGAAGGGGUCACGCUCACGCGCUACUACACGCAGUGCGACUGCUCGCCGAGCCGCGGCGCGCUGCUGACGGGCCUCUACCCGGCGUCGACGGGCCUCUAUCACGGCGUCAUCGUCACCCAGAGCCACUGGGGUCUGCCCCUCGAGUACCACCUCAUCCCCCAGUUCCUGCCGUCGCGGUACCGGAGCCACGCGAUCGGCAAGUGGGACGUGGGCCACUACACGUGGAACCACGUGCCCACGGGCCGGGGCUUCCACUCCUACGUCGGUUUCUAUGGGACGGACAUCGAUUAUUACACGCACGAGAUCGGCGCGGGCUGCAACUCCUACAACUGCAGCUCCGCGAUCAAGCGGUGCAUGAACGACAGCAUCACGGACCUCAACUACGACGGCGCGGCCACGGGCGACGAGUACUACAACCGCUACUCCACGGACAUCUUCACGGACCGCGCCGUCGAACUGCUGCGGACGGAGAGCGCGAGGAACCCCCUGUUCCUCUACGUCGCGUUCAACGCCGUGCACGGGCCCCUCGAGGCCGACGACGCGACGAUCGACCGCUUCAACGCCAGCUUUUUAUACGAGGCGCGCACGGAGCGCGCGACCUUCGCCGCGGCGGCGCUCCUCAUGGACCGGGCCGUCGAGUCCAUCGUCAAGACCAUGCACGCGGUCGGCGCGUACGACAACUCGAUCGUGCUCUUCGCGAGCGACAACGGCGCGACGCUCGCGCAGACGGGCGGCGGCUCGAACUGGCCCCUGCGGGGCUCGAAGUUCACGCCCUACGAGGGCGGCGUGCGCGUCCCCGCCUUUUUGCACUCGCCGCUCCUCGGGAGCGGCCGCCGCGGCAUCACGCACGCGGGUUUAUUCCACGUCACGGACAUCCUGCCGACGCUCGUCCACGCCGCCGGCGGGUCGCCGCCGUCGGACAUCGACGGCGUCAACCAGUACCACGCCCUCUUCGGCUCCGACGCCACGGCGUCGAGCCCGCGGGCCGACGUUCUCGUGCACGUCGACGUCUACGGCUACGAGACGGAGGCCAUGGGCCUCGCGACGGGCGCCUACAUCGAGGGCGACCUCAAGGUCGUCGUCAACGCCACGGAGGCGACGUGGUGCGCGCCGGACUCGGAGACGUACCGCUACGCGGACGAGUGCUGGGACCUGCCCGCGACGUACUGCGACAAGGUCGCGGAGAACAAGAGCGGCUACGCGGCCUACUUCCACAAGACGUACCUCUUCGACCUGAGCGUCGACCCGGAGGAGCAGCACGACCUCAAGGACGCCAUGCCCGCCAAGUUCCGGAAGCUCUACGCGGCCUUCCAGGCCCACGUCGACGACCUCCACGCGAUGGAGUACAAGAACACGUGCACGAAGAGCGACGACUGCGACGAGGUCUACAUGCGCUGGAUCGACAACGGCUGCGUCGUGAGCCCCUGGGGAGACACGUUCUAG
Molecule: messenger RNA, 1908 nt
Organism: Aureococcus anophagefferens
Lineage: Eukaryota; Pelagophyceae; Pelagomonadales; Pelagomonadaceae
Gene: ARS13
Product: putative arylsulfatase
Exons: 1
Coding region: 1-1908 (635 amino acids)
Source: RefSeq, a predicted model, not a curated record